This is a messenger RNA of Moesziomyces aphidis, 570 nucleotides long. NCBI's taxonomy places the organism in Eukaryota, Fungi, Basidiomycota, Ustilaginomycetes, Ustilaginales, Ustilaginaceae. The record is from the annotation of a GenBank genome assembly.
AUGACGGGCUCCGAGACCGCACGCGCGGUGCUGUUUGUGAGCCUCGCCAUCCUGGGCUGUCUCAUCCGCACCUACAUCCGCACCGCCAACGGCGAAAAGGAAGACGAGGUGCAUUUCUGGUCGUCGCGCUUCAGCCAGCUUGCAGAAGCGCAACCCUCGCCCCCGCCAGCCGCUCCCGUCGGCCAGGUGCGCCCGCGCAGCACCACCACCUCAAGCGGCGAGGUGAGCCAGGCGGUGUCGGUGCUGCAUGACCAGCCGCCGCGGUUUGCGCCCUUCCUCGCCGACACGGUCGAGCCGCAGCCGGCCGAGCAGGUGCAGUCGGCACCGGUGGCGUGCCAGGGCACCGAAAUCGACGAGGCGUAUGAGGACUGGGCGGCCAUGCACCAUGCUAGGGGCGCCGUGUCCGAGGAUGCCGAGGCGAGCAUCGACAAGCUGUGGCAGCGCAGGCAGCUGCAAAAGGCCAUGGGAGUGCAUGCGCUCCCGCACCUCGAACCGCUAGGCACGAGCGGAGCCAACACGCCGACCAUCUGGACCUCCCACUUCCCGCCCGCUCAACUUCGUCCCUACUAG